UAAAUUCAAAAUUAUGGGUAAUCUAGACGAAUUUUACUGACUCCAUUUUUCGUUAAAAUAAAUUUAGUUUAAUGAUUUAUUCUUAAUUAUGUCAAUUUUUGAGCGUUUAUAUAAUUCCGACAAUGAUAUUGUGAAAAAUAUUGUGGCGUUAUGGAAAUCGACCUGUAGGCUUCCCGCGGUCGAGGCUGCCAUCACCAGAGAAACCAUUCCAUGCCGAAAUGCAGAUGGAUCUCUGGGUGAAAAGGAAAUAUGUAAGGAUGAAGACGGGAACCGAGUGGAAUGCACCUGCGGUACUUGCGGCGACGACGACGACGAGGAGGGUGGUCGAGAGUCAGCCGGAUCUAGGCUGACUGCAUACCUGUGGACUCUGAACAACAUGGCAGAGGCAGAGCCAUCCACACCCGCCCCAUUCUAUGCCGACCUUAGCAAGAAGUCAAAUGAUGUCUUCAGCAAGGGCUAUCACUUCGGUGUCUUCAAACUUGACCUGAAGACAAAGAGUGCUUCAGGAGUUGAAUUCACAAGUGGUAUUGUCUCCAACCAGGAUAGCGGGAAGGUGUUUGGCAGCCUUUCGUCAAAAUAUGCUGUGAAAGAUUAUGGCCUGACAUUUUCAGAGAAAUGGAACACUGACAACACAUUGGCCACAGAUGUCACCAUUACGGACAAAAUUGCUAAAGGCCUUAAACUCACGUUGGAGGGUACAUUUGCACCACAGACAGGGAGCAAGACAGGUAAACUGAAGACACAAUAUGCCAAUGAAAAGUUUGCAGUAAACACCAUUUUGGACUUAGACAGAGCAGGACCAGUUGUUGAUGCCGCUGUAGUUCUCAAGUACCAGGGCUGGCUCGCUGGUGUGCAUGGACAGUUUGACUCAAAGAAUGCCAAGCUUACUAAGAACAACUUUGCUUUCGGCUACCAAACGAAAGAAUUCAACCUCCACACUAAUGUUGACAAUGGCAAGGAAUUUGGCGGUUCAAUCUACCAGAAGGUGUCAGAAAAAAUUGAAUGUGGUAUCACCAUGAAGUGGGUGUCGGGCUCCUCCGACACGUUGUUCGGAGUGGGCGGCAAGUAUUCUCUCGACGCUGACACUUCGCUCCACGCUAAGGUCAACAACAAGUCUUUCAUUGGCCUGGGCUACCAACAGAAGUUGAAACCUGGUGUGGUCCUGACGUUGUCUGCAGGCAUCGACGGGCAGAACUUCAACGCCGGCGGCCACAAGGUCGGCCUGGCCCUCGAGCUGGAGCCCUAAACAGCUGCCAGAGCGGCUUGCUAUAACUUGUAGAUAAACAUAAUGCCACACAACUGUCUCCGACAGGCGAGCAUAUAUAGCAAAAUCAAUUCACAUAGUAUCUUCAGUGUUGUCUUUAGCGUAUUUCAAGCGUUAAACGCAUGUAUUCAAAUUCCACCCUACGAGCGCCGUCAGUACAAUCUGUAUUUUAAAGGGCGGACGCGCUUACUUCCUAAAUUUAGAUUACAUAGUAUGUAUGUAUGUUGUAAGCACGCGACGUUACGCAUCCUAUUUUUUUGCAAACUAAUUAUAUUUGACCCAAAUAAUUCGAACCAUACCAGUUAUUGUCGUGUAAAUAAGCACCAGUGGUGUGUUAUUGAUUGAAUGAAAAUAAAAACGGAUAGUCUGUUGCAAUCAGCA
Messenger RNA from Plodia interpunctella (Indianmeal moth), 1645 nucleotides. Its product is annotated as voltage-dependent anion-selective channel-like. Gene Ontology annotation, molecular function: voltage-gated monoatomic anion channel activity. The coding region runs from base 89 to 1246 and encodes 385 amino acids. Gene Ontology annotation, biological process: monoatomic anion transmembrane transport. Lineage: Eukaryota; Metazoa; Arthropoda; Insecta; Lepidoptera; Pyralidae. The transcript is spliced from 7 exons. The record is from RefSeq and is a predicted model, not a curated record. Gene Ontology annotation, cellular component: mitochondrial outer membrane.